GAGGUUUUUUAGCGGACAUUUGUUCAGGCCGGGCUUCCAUUUUAGCAAGCCGACAACUAUGCUAACGUUUAGCUAGCAUUUUGGCUUGGCUUCUAUGGUACGCUCAAGUUAGCCACGGUUAGCUUUCUUGCAACAAGCUGUCAUGGCGCCUUCAAUUUAAGAAUGACUUUGAAAUAAUGGCUAUGCAACUUAAACACAUUAACCUUCUCGCCGUUACUACUUUCAUUAUUUGUCAAGGAGUUGUUUGAGCCCUUUUGCUAAUAAGUUUUCCAUUUAGCAUUUUGGAGGCGGCUUUGUCUAUUUGCUGGAGUCUGGUGUAAUGGCUGACUACUGAUGACAAGAGAUGCGGCUCAACAGGGAAUUUCUCGGUUACUUGAAUCCAUGAGAUUUCCAUCGUCGCUCCUUUCUCUCCAGGUUAUAGUCGGAGCCUUUCUUGCAUGACAUGAUAGCUAAAGUUCCUGUUUCUUGCUAGCCGGUAAAAAGCGGGUGUUUCAACGCGGAGUAUAGUCUUUUAGCCGUCUUCUUGUGCUGCUACUGGUAAUGUUACCCCCAUUAUACGCCAAUAUUACUUCCAUUAUUAAGUCUUAACUGAAACGCGUUGACUUUCAGCAAUUAUUCGGCCUCCGGUUCGCUUCGCUCCUGAUUGUCAGCUGCUUCAGUUUCCGCGGCUUUUGCAACGAUUGUUAGUGGCAGUUUUCACCACCCACUCACUGGGGCUUUUGCCGAAUACGGGGGAGCCUUCACCCUGCUUGGCCCCGGUCUGCAGCUAGCACCAUAGCCGCUCUUCUUCCAAGGGAACUCGGUAAUGUCGUGUUUGGUGAGCGUGGACGGGUCAGAUGGGAUGGACGGCAUCGGUAGCUCCCUGCCUGCAAUGCCUGAACCAUCCAAUCCGAUCAGCAUGAAGCAGCCGCCCGAGUCCCUGAGCACCCUGAAGGGCCGGGCGGACAUGGGCAGCGACCCGGCUCUGCUAAUGGACAAAGCUGCCGCGCAGCUUGCCGCCACGCUCCAGGACGGCGUCCUCCAGAAGAUGUCCGGCCACAACCACAGCAACCACAGUCACGAAAGGUUGAAGGACCUCACCUCCCUGGUGCUGAACGGCGACCAGGACGCUCUGCCCAAGCUCUGCACCCCAGAGCCGCCCAUGCUAAAAGGCGACGAGGCGCCCGCCACCAACGACGCCCACCAGCACAACCGCACACCUCAUGCCGAGGCCGAGCUGAAAGCGACCGUACCGCAGGCGGCGGAGCAGCCCCCGCUGGAGCCUUCCUGUGCAGACGGGACCGGUUUGGUCACAGCCACAGAGAGCGCUUCACCUGGACCUGAGUUGGGACAGGAAGUGAAGAAAAGGAGGGGGAGACCCAAUAAACCCAAACUUAUUCUGAACUGCAGCUCUGUCAUCGCUAUGGAGACGCCUGACCACACGGAGGUUAUCGAAGAGGCGGAAGCGGCAAAUGAGCCCGCGGCCGUGUCCGAACAGCCGGAGCCAAUAACAGCAGAGGGCCCUGUACCUACGCGGUUCUGUGUGGGGGAUCUGGUUUGGACCAAGGUGUCGGGGUACCCAUGGUGGCCCUGCAUGGUGACCACAGACCCAGAACUCAACAGUCACUUCAAACAGAAACAGAAAGCCUCCAACAGCAGGUUAGGCCUCCUUUACCAUAUCCAGUAUUUUGGUGAUGCUCCAGAGAGAGGCUUCGUCUUUGAGAAGAACAUGGUGUCCUUCACUGGGGAGGAGCAGUAUGUGGAGCUCAGCCAGAGAAACAAACCUCCAGCCUCCAGCGCUGCCCAUAGAAAGAUGGCUCCCUCGGUUCCCCGUAACCUCCAGGCUCAGUGGAACAUGGGCAUCAUUCAGGCCAAAGAGGCUGUCGGCAUGGCACCGGACCAGCGCAUCGACAGCUUUGGGUUUACUUACGACGGGGAUGGGCCCCAUCUGAACCCUCUCAUCUUGGAAAAGCUGAACAUAGAUCCCACUGACGAGACGCACCGAGAGACGGAACCCAGGCUGGGUCCGGACGUCCCCUCCCUGCCGAAUUCUGAAGCUUUUCCUCCAGAUGCACAAACUCAAACCCCCCCUUCUGAGUCUCAGAAGAAAAAGAGACGGCCCAAAGUGGCUCAGCGUCCCGCCAAGCUAGUGAGGCAAAAGAAAGCGUCUUCAGUCAACGGUGUUGUUGUCCCCAAGAGGAGAAGGAAAGCUAAGCCGGUCACGACCUCUGAUGACCCAGCGGACGCCUUGCCUCAGAUUGCUAUUCUAGGGAGGAGAGAGCAAAAGAAGAGGCGUAAAAGGUCGCUAGCAGACGCUGCAGCAGACGAGGAUCAGCAGCCCAGAAAGAGACGGAGAACUGGCAAGAAGGAAGAAAAGCAGGCCUCGGUUUCAGAGGAGAUAAACAAAAAGUGGAGAAGAAAGAAGAAAACCAACAUCAAAGAUCUAAAAGAACCAAGAAAGCAAACAAAGAAGUCAAAAGAUGAGCAGAAUGUGGAGAAGCCAAAGCGGCGGAGGAAAAGAAGGCAGGAUGGAGAGAACCAGGCCGGCGCCUCCAAGGCGCCAAAGAAGAGACGCUCCUCUCCCUGUCCUGACACUGAGGGUUCUGCAAGUGAAGAACGUCCCGAUUCUCCAAGCGACAGCCUAGACGGGACAAAGAAAGGCGAAAGGAAGAAAGAGUUUGUCUGUCAGGUGUGUGAAGUGGCCGGUGAGGACCUGGUGGCGUGUGAAGGCCAGUGCUGCGGCAUGUUCCACCUGCACUGUCUGGGUGGAACCCUGAAACCCGACGACAAGCUGCUAUGUCGAGAGUGCAGCAUGGGUCUCCACUCGUGUUUCAUCUGCAAGCAGUCUGAGGCCGAGGUGCGGCGCUGCCACGUCCCCCACUGCGGCAAGUUUUACCACGAGGGCUGCGUCCGCCUCAACCCGCUCACCGUGUUCGACAACAAGGGCUUCCGCUGCCCGCUCCACACCUGCCUCAGCUGCCACUACGGCUGCCGCACCAAGCAGAAGGCUACCAAAGGACGGCUGAUGCGCUGCCUGCGCUGCCCCGUGGCGUACCACGUGGGCGACCUGUGCGUCGCCGCCGGGAGCGAGACGAUCACAAACACGGCCAUCAUUUGCACCAACCACUUUAACGCCAAGAAGGGCUACAGCCACCACAGCCACGUCAACGUCAGCUGGUGCUUCGUUUGCUCCAAAGGCGGUCAGCUGCUGUGCUGCGAGUCGUGCCCUGCAGCGUUCCACCCCGACUGCCUCAACAUCGCCAUGCCCGACGGGAGCUGGUUCUGCAACGACUGCCGAGCCGGCAAGAAACCAAAGUACAGAGACAUCAUCUGGGUCAAGCUGGGGACGUACAGGUGGUGGCCAGCAGAGAUCCACCACCCCAAAAACGUUCCCACAAACAUCCAGCACCUCCGGCACGAGAUCGGAGAGUUCCCGGUCUUCUUCUUCGGCUCCAAGGAUUACUUCUGGACUCACCAGGGCCGAGUGUUUCCCUACAUGGAAGGAGACAGAGGCAGCAAGUACCAGAAGAACGGGAUAGGCAAAGUCUUUAAGAACGCUCUGUUGGAGGCCGAGGCUCGAUUUAAGGAGAUCAAGAUAAAACGGGAAGCCAAGGAAGCUCAGGAAAACAGCCGGAAGCCGCCUCCGUACAAAUUCAUCAAGGUCAACAAACCUUUCGGCAAAGUCCAGGUUGAGAUCAUCUCCGAGAUCAUUCUGAAGUGCAACUGCAAGUCUGAGAUCAUUCUGAGUGAAUCAUUCUGAGAUCAGUGCCUGAACCGCAUGCUGAGAUCAUUCUGUCACCAGGUGUGUCCCAGUCUGAGAUGCAACCAGAGACUCACCAAGCGCCUUUACCCCGACACCAAGAUCAUCAAGACCCCAGGCAAGGGCUGGGGGCUGAUCGCCCUGAGAGACAUCAAGAAGGGUGAGUUUGUGAACGAGUACAUCGGGGAGCUGAUCGAUGAGGAGGAGUGCAGGGCCAGGAUCAAGUACGCCCACGAAAACAACAUCACCGACUUCUACAUGCUCACCAUCGACAAGGACCGAAUCAUCGACGCAGGUCCAAAAGGAAACUACUCCCGCUUCAUGAACCACAGCUGCCAGCCUAACUGCGAGACUCAGAAGUGGACAGUGAACGGAGACACCCGCGUUGGCCUGUUCGCGGUCUGCGACGUACCGGCAGGAACAGAGCUGACCUUUAACUACAACCUGGACUGCCUCGGCAACGAGAAAACCAUCUGCCGCUGCGGCGCUCCCAACUGCAGCGGCUUCCUCGGGGAUCGGCCCAAGAACUCAAACGGCCACACGGAGCCAAAGGGAAAGCGCUUUAAGAGGAAGUACAGGAGGAGGAAAAGCGAGGGAAAGAAGAAGUCCGAAGACGAGUGUUUCCGCUGUGGAGACGGAGGGCAGCUGGUGCUCUGCGACAAGAAGAACUGCACCAAAGCUUACCACCUGUCCUGCCUGAACCUCAGCAAACGACCAUUUGGCCGCUGGGACUGCCCCUGGCAUCACUGUGACGUCUGCGGGAAAAACUCGGAGGCCUUCUGCCAGCUCUGCCCCAACUCCUUCUGCAGGGCCCACCAGGAGGGGGCGCUGCGCCCCGGGGCCGCGGCUGGAGAGCUCUGCUGCGGCGAGCACGACGACACGGAGGGAGGAGCCGGCCAGGCCCGGACCGCCAGCUCGGAGUCCGGCAGCGCCGCCGCCGGCCGCCCCAAAGGCUGCAGGAAGGCGGACGGAGCAGAGAGCAGAACCAAAGGCUCUAAGAGGAAAACACCGGAAGCCUGAGCCGACCCGAAGAGGGGCCCUCCUCCACAGCAACAGUACGCCGCCACACAAACAGAGGCACCGUUUUCUUGUACUAGUCUGCACUGAGGUGAACGUCUGUGGUAGAGCACAAAAUCGGAUCCGGAAACGCCGCCGCCGCCGGACUUAAUCGCUCACUUCUGAUUAGUGUGGCCACAACCAGAAUCUCAGUCCAUUCAUUACCACCAACAGCAGAGCUCUAUUCGUUAUACAUCUAUGUUUAUAUAAACGAUGAAUGCUGUAAUAGCAGUAAGAGGUCAGACAGGAUGCAGGUGGAUAGUCUUUAUUUUUUUUUUGUAGAUCUACAAA
Messenger RNA from Gambusia affinis (western mosquitofish), 5086 nucleotides. It is a transcript of the gene nsd2, whose product is annotated as nuclear receptor binding SET domain protein 2. NCBI's taxonomy places the organism in Eukaryota, Metazoa, Chordata, Actinopteri, Cyprinodontiformes, Poeciliidae. Gene Ontology annotation, cellular component: nucleus; chromatin. Gene Ontology annotation, biological process: regulation of DNA-templated transcription. The record is from RefSeq and is a predicted model, not a curated record. Gene Ontology annotation, molecular function: protein binding; histone H3K36 methyltransferase activity.